Messenger RNA from Pseudonaja textilis, 1599 nucleotides. NCBI's taxonomy places the organism in Eukaryota, Metazoa, Chordata, Lepidosauria, Squamata, Elapidae. The record is from RefSeq and is a predicted model, not a curated record.
ACUCUGGUGCGUCAUACAGCAUACACGAGCGGAGACGCUACUGUUGAGAAGCCUAACAUUGGCCAAACAAGGUAGCCAACUUCUUCGUCUGAGACAUCUUUGGGAGCCUACAAUGUCAAAACGAGAGAAUAAAGAAGAAGAGGUCCUUCCAACAACGAAAGACAUCGAGGAACCAGAGUCUAAAAAAGCCAAGAAAGAUGACGAAAAGCCAGAAAAAGAAGUGGAUGUUCCAAUUCUAUACCAAGAUCCCCCUGAUAAGCUCACCUCAUCCAGUGGCAAAAAAUAUACUUUGAAGGUCACUUCCUGGAAUGUAGAUGGCAUCCGAGCCUGGUUGAAGAAGAAGGGCCUGGAGUGGGUGAAGGAAGAGGAUCCCGACGUGCUCUGCUUACAAGAAACAAAGUGUGCAGAGAAACAGCUGCCUGCUGACAUUCGGGAUCUGGCCGAAUACCCCCAUAAAUUUUGGGCCUGUUCCAGUGACAAGGAAGGCUACAGUGGCGUGGCCCUGCUCUCCAAGAACAAGCCUCUGGACGUCACCUAUGGGAUUGGUGAGGAGGAGCACGAUAAAGAAGGCCGGGUGAUCACAGCAGAAUUCCCCUCCUACUUUCUGGUGACCGCCUAUGUGCCCAACGCCGGUCGGGGACUGGUGCGCCUGGAAUACCGCCAGCGCUGGGAUGAGGCCUUCCGCUCUUACCUGGAAGGCCUGGCUGCCCGCAAGCCCCUUAUCCUGUGUGGGGACCUCAACGUAGCCCACCAGGAGAUUGAUCUGAAGAACCCCAAGGGGAAUAAAAAAAAUGCUGGCUUUACUCUAGAAGAACGGGCUGGUUUCACCCAACUGUUAGAAGCUGGCUUUGUCGACACUUUCCGGCAUCUCUACCCCGACACCCCCCAUGCCUACACUUUCUGGACAUACAUGAUGAAUGCCCGGGCUAAGAAUGUGGGAUGGCGGCUUGACUACUUUGUCAUCUCCAGAGGGCUUCUGGAAGGGCUGUGUGACAGCAAGAUCCGCUCCUCAGCCUUGGGGAGUGAUCACUGUCCCAUCACCCUCUAUGUGGCCGUGUAACAUAGGGUUACAUGCAGAGGAAAGCCCCAAGCUUAUUAUUACAGCUUGAGUGGGAAAAGAAAAUCGGAGCUAAAAUUAUGUCUAUGACUACUUAACCCUAAUUUUGGAGCAGUGUUUUUCAACCAUGGCAGCUUUCAGACUUGUGAACUUCCAACUCCCAGAAUUCUGGGUGGCUGACUGGGUGGGAACUCUGGGAGUUGAAGUCAACACAUCUGAAGGUCACCAAGGUUGAGAAAUACUGCUUCAGACUCAGGAUUUGAAUUCUGUUCCAUCAGGUCUUGUUUUGGGGUUCCUCUGCCUGCACAAGUUCUCUAGAAAAGUUUAAUGAUUUAAAACAGAGCUGGGGAACUAUAGCCUUUUUAUGAGCUAUACUAGCUCAGGAAUUCUAGGAAUUGAAGCCCACAAUCAUAAAGGAGCCAUCAUUCCAUACCUCUGGCUUAAAAGGUGGGGCUGGAGCAGGGAGGUGCAAGCUAUUAAAAGCAUCCAUUGAUUCCUGAGAUAGCAAAGAUCAUAUUGGUAUCUUUUGUUUUCUAGUUUUU